CUCUCUCACUCUUAUUAUUCUCAUCAAGAUCUGAUCUUUUCCUUCCCUCUUCUCCUUUUAUCAAACGCAAACCAAACAAUACCUCACUUCCAACUCUUUAAUCCUCUCUCUCUUUUCUUAGCCCUUUUUGUUUCUUCUUCUACUCCAAAUUCACACCUCUUUAGUCUUCCUUCAACUUCUUCUUUUGAGAUCUGUUGUUCGGCAGAGGUUAAGUAAAUUGAGGAAUGAUAAGGAGAUGGGGAGGAAAGGAAAGUGGUUUUCUAAUGUGAAGAAGGCUUUAAGUCCAGAUUCGAAGGAGAAGAAAGACAAGAAAUCGAAGAAGAAAUGGUUUGGAAAGGAGAAAGAUUUCGUUUCCGAGUCUGUUCCUCUGGAGACUGUGAAGACACCUCUUCCUCCGCCUCCUCCUGCUCUCCAGCCGGAGGAGGUGAAGAUAAAUGAAGUGGAGGAUGAGCAGAGGAACUAUGCAGGAAAUGUGGCAGUUGCUGCUUCAGUGUCGGAGAAGGCGGCUGUUGUUGCUGACCAGGCUGUCCCGGAGGUUGUUCGAUACACAAGAAAUACUCGGUUUGAUGGCAAAUCGAAGGAAGAGGCGUCGGCAAUCAGGAUUCAGACUGCAUUUCGUGGUUACUUGGCAAGAAGGGCAUUGAGGGCUUUAAGAGGUCUUGUCAGGCUAAAAUUACUAAUGGAAGGUCCUGUGGUGAAACGCCAAGCCACUAACACCCUUCGGUGCAUGCAGACUCUAUCACGUGUGCAGUCUCAGAUUCGUUCUAGGAGGAUCAGAAUGUCAGAGGAGAAUCAGGCUCUCCAAAAACAACUCCUACAAAAGCAUGCCAAAGAGAUUGCUACACAGAUGGGGGAUGAUUGGGAUGACAGCCUACAGUCUAAGGAGCAAAUUGAAGCGAGCCUGCUAAGCAAGUAUGAAGCAGCUAUGAGAAGAGAAAGGGCAAUGGCUUACUCGUUCUCUCAUCAGCAAAACUGGAAGAAUUCAUCAAAAUCUGUAAAUCCAAUGUUCAUGGAUCCAAGGAAUCCCACCUGGGGCUGGAGCUGGUUGGAACGAUGGAUGGCAGCCCGGCCAUGGGAGAGCCGUGGCAUGACUGAGAAAGAACUCAACAAUGACAACUCAUCGGUAAAGAGUGCAAGCCGCAAUAUUGUAGGAGGAGAAAUCAGCAGAUCUUAUGCUCGCUACCAACUCAAUUCUGACAAGCAAUCCCCAACAACCAAUCAAAAAGCAACCAAAACUCCAAGCCUCCAAUCCCCAUCAACUCCUACCAAGCCACCAUCUUCAACAGGUGCAACUCCUAUCAAACCAACUUCUUCAACAGGUGCAAGAAAAUUAAAGCCAGCAAGCCCAAGGGCCAGUGUUUCAGGUCAGGAUGAUGACACUAGAAGCAUGGUCAGUGUGCAGUCAAAUCGGAGGCAUACUAUUGGAGGUUCAUCAGUGCGAGAUGACGAGAGCCUAACAGGCUUUCCGGCAGCUCCACGUUACAUGGUACCCACCGAAUCUGCACGAGCCAAAUCCAGGUUGCAGAGCCCGUUGGGGGCCGACAAAAAUGGAACUCCUGAGAAAGUAUCAUCAGCCUCUGCAAAGAAACGGCUCUCUUAUCCACCGUCACCAGCCAGGCCAAGGCGGCAAUCUGGUCCACCAAAAUUGGACAGCAGCGUUAACACAGAAAUCAGUGUGAGCAAUGGAGGGGGCAAUUAAGGAGAAAGUAAAAAAAAAAAAAAAAGCAUAAUUUGAUUAAAGAAUCCUCCUCAGCUGCUGUUAAAUUUGUUGUAUUCAUUCAUUGCACUCUUUAAGUGUUGGUUUGGGGGUGAAAUCUCAUUUCAUUCUACAGGAUUACCGUUAUUUAUCUGCUUAUUGUUUACAGUGACUCCCAUUUGUUGAGUUAUUGACAUUCACAUUCGUGAUGGCAACUACGUAUGUCUGCGUUCUGAAAAUUUCAUAAAAGUAGAAUUGUCAUGUCGUUGAAAUUCUUGAUUCAUUGUAUCAACUUGUAGUGAAUAUUUUAAUUUCUAAUUUCUUGUUUA
Messenger RNA from Pistacia vera, 2025 nucleotides. Its product is annotated as protein IQ-DOMAIN 1-like. The transcript is spliced from 6 exons. NCBI's taxonomy places the organism in Eukaryota, Viridiplantae, Streptophyta, Magnoliopsida, Sapindales, Anacardiaceae. The record is from RefSeq and is a predicted model, not a curated record. Gene Ontology annotation, molecular function: protein binding. The coding region runs from base 236 to 1699 and encodes 487 amino acids.